UCUUAUCUGCGUCUUCUGCUAAUCAAUUACUCGAGUCACGCCCGCCCGGUCCGGAGGUCGCCCGCCGCCGUCCACGCCCGUCAUUUCCGCCGUCCUCCUCGUCGCCACCGGUCAUGAAGGCGCCGCGGAAGAAGAAGCAGCUCAUCCUCGUGGGGGUCUUGUCCGUGUCCCUGGCGACGCUGAUCCUGAUCCUGGGCCUCGGACUGGGCCUGGGACUGGACUCGCAGACUUGCCGAGACCAAGCGGCGCCGCAGACGUCGUGCAGGCAUCGCUGCUACCGGCCGCACGACGGCGACAACCCCGGCUGCGGGUGCGACGCCGCCUGCCGCCUCGGCGACACCUGUUGCCAUGACUACCACGACCUCUGCGAAGCCCCCGGUAGGAGAACGCCGGGUCCCCGCGGAAACGAUCGGCCCGGCAGACGGGUGACGGGUGUGCGUCCAGGUGAACUGUGGGAGUGCACGCGCGUGCGCUGCGGCGAGACGAGGCUGCCGACCAGCAGGUGUCAGUGUUCCGACGACUGCGCCGCCAAUUCCGACUGCUGCAGCAACUACGGGCACGUCUGCCAGGGACAAACGGAGUGGCUGGAGGACGAGUGCGAUGACCUCUCCCGCCCGUCCUGCCCACCGGGCUUCCGGCGGCAGCCGCUGCUUCUGGUGUCUCUGGACGGCAUGAGAGCCGACUACCUGCGCCUGUGGAGCGCGCUCAUCCCGGUCCUCACCAAACUCAAGAAGUGUGGAACGUCAACUUCGUUCAUGCAGGCGGCUUUUCCGAGCAAAACCUUCCCCAACCACUACAGCAUUGUCACGGGUCUGUAUCCCGAGUCCAACGGUUUGAUUGACAAUGUGAUGUACGAUCCGGUGAUCGACGCCAUCUUCACGUUGUCGGGUCCAGAGAAGGAGAACCCAGACUGGUACCUGGGACAGCCGAUUUGGCACACGGCAAAGUACCAGGGGCUGAAGUCCGGAACCUUCUUCUGGCCCGGAUCGGACGUGAAAAUAAACGGCAGCUUCCCAGACAUCCACCGACAAUACAACGGGAAAAUUCCAUUUGAGGAGAGAAUCCUGACAGUGCUGAAGUGGCUCCAGCUGGCGGACCAGCAAAGACCCGACUUCUACACCCUGUACCUGGAGGAACCGGACAAAUCUGGACACAGCUUCGGUCCUGUCAGCGGCGGGGUGGCGCAGGCCGUAAAAGCCGUGGACAAAAUGAUCGGUCAGCUGAUGAACGGACUCAAACAGAUCGGACUUCACCGCUGCGUCAACGUCAUCGUGGUCGCCGAUCACGGCAUGGAGGAGACCAGCUGUGACAGGAAGGAAAACCUGGAGGAGUUUCUGGGGGAUGUCAGCGAUUUCCUGGUCACCGAGGGACCCUUUGGACGCAUCCGGGCCAGGAACAGUAACACACCAUUGGACGCAGCCGGACUUGUUGCCAACAUGACGUGCAAACGUGCGAUGCAGAAGCUGCACCCAUACCUCAAGUGGCAUCUGCCCAAACGUCUUCACUUCGCCAACAGUCGUCGAAUCGAAGACGUCAACGUACUGGUGGAGCCCAAAUGGCUGCUUGAGAGACUCCCGGGCUCGCUGCGGUUCUGCUCCGGCGGCCAACACGGCUACGACAACGACGCGAGGAGCAUGCACGCCAUGUUUGUCGCCCACGGCCCGAAGUUUAAAGCCCGCACGGAAGUCGAACCCUUCGCCAACAUCGAGCUUUACAACCUCAUGUGUGAUGUGCUGCAGAUCUCACCCGCCGCCAACAACGGCACGCAUGGUAGCCUCAACCACAUGCUGCGACAGCCUUUCUAUUCGCCGCUGCCCCCGGCGGAGGAGAGCUCCCCUGCAGAGUGCCGCCUCAGCAGCCUGGAGCCGCAAAACCUCCUGGGCUGCUCCUGUCCCCACAUGAGCGCAGACGCCAUCACGGCCGCCAACCGUCGCCUCAACAUGACGUCCAGCCAAGAGGCGGCGUCGAGGCACAAUCAUCUGCCGUUCGGUCGUCCUCGCUCGCUGCGGCCCGGGGAGCGUUACUGCGUCCUCCACCAGGAGGCGUUUGUGAGCGCCUACAGUAAGGACCUGAAGAUGGCGCUGUGGAGCUCCUUCACAGUGGCUGCGCCGAGCAGCUCUGACCCGCCGGUACCCGUCCAGCCCGACUGUCUGCGGGCCGACGUCAGAAUUCCUCCGGCCGACAGUCGCCCGUGCGACGAGUACGGCGACUUCCACCGCGGCUUCCUGUACCCGCCCGGUCUGAGCCCGAACGAGGACGAGCGACGCGAUGCCCUGCUGAGCAGCCACGUGGCGCCCAUGUACCCCCAGUUUUACAGGAUGUGGGCGUACUUCCACGGCACGCUGCUCAGGAAGUACGCCUCCGUCUACAACGGCGUCAACGUGCUGACCGGCCCCGCCUUCGACUACGACCACGACGGGCGCCACGACCAGCCGGAGCUCAUCACGCGGUGGGCGUCCUCCGCCAACGUGUCCGUCCCCACGCAUUACUUCGCCGUGCUGACCAGCUGCGAAAACGCCAGCCGACCGCCAGGAGAAUGCGACGGACGAACGCGCGCCGUCGCGUUCCUGCUGCCUCACCGAACAGACAACUCCGAGAACUGCAAGAGUACCGAAGACGAAGCUUCUUGGGUGGAGGAUCACGUUUGGUUCCACCAGUCACGUGUGCGAGACGUGGAGUGGAUCGCAGGACUGGACUUGUACCAGGACAGUCACAGACCAAUACCGGAGCUGCUGCAGCUCAAGUCCCGCCCCACAGCUGCCAAUCAAAAACCAUGAAGACAUUUUGCUUUUUUUUUUUUUUUUUAAUAUGUUUUCAACUCAAAUGGCAAUAAAGAUCCAAAAGAUUUGAUGCACAAGCUGACAAAGUCAAAGUGAAGACCUCAGUCCAACAGCAACCUGAAAUAAAAAAACACAAAAUAUUA
Messenger RNA from Phyllopteryx taeniolatus (common seadragon), 2923 nucleotides. Its product is annotated as venom phosphodiesterase 1. The record is from RefSeq and is a predicted model, not a curated record. NCBI's taxonomy places the organism in Eukaryota, Metazoa, Chordata, Actinopteri, Syngnathiformes, Syngnathidae. Gene Ontology annotation, biological process: nucleoside triphosphate catabolic process. The transcript is spliced from 24 exons. Gene Ontology annotation, molecular function: nucleoside triphosphate diphosphatase activity; metal ion binding; nucleic acid binding. Bases 114 to 2777 code for a protein of 887 amino acids.